CUUGUCUCACGUCUAUUAGAAAGCUACAUGUACACUUAGUAGUAAAAGCUUUAACAAUCAAUUCUUACCUCCAACCUGUACAUUAUCUUCGCUGUAACAAAAAUGGCACCGCAACCUUUUUCUCCACCCUACCAAAGAAAGGGACAUCACUCUAUGUCAGGCAAAACUGUUGUUUCCAGUAGCUAUGGAGGUGGAGGUAAAGGAAAAGGCCCUGGUGCUCGAGGUAUUGGAGGGCCUCGUUUGAGAAGACACCGGUAAGGUUCCUCCUCAGAUCUCUACUAUUUUGAAUGCUUUCAAUUUCUCAAAUUGUCUUAUACUUGUCAAUUGCCUCGAGAAUUGCACAAUCUACCUACACACAACAUGCGAUAGACAAACUGCUAACAUGAUUCCGAUUUUAGCAAGGUUUUGAAAGAUAACAUCAAUGGUAUCACCAAAGGUGAUAUUCGGUGGGGACUCUCGCGAUAAGGCUAAAGAUGCGAACUAAUCAUAUGCCACAGUCGUCUUGCUCGAAGAGGUGGAGUCAAACGUAUCUCGGCUCUGAUUUACCACGACGUUCGCGAGGCCAUUAAAGCGCGUCUAAAUGAGGUUCGUUGUACCUUGCAACAUCUAGAUUGCCGGUUUUAAUACUUUACAGGUUCUGCGCGAUUGCGUUGCUCUUGUCGAACACUCAAAGCGCAAGACGGUCACGGUCAACGAUGUGAGUCAGAUAUUCUCCGAUUGAAGUGGUUGGUGAUGAGUUAAAGCUGAUAAUGGCACACUAGGUGAUCUGGGCCCUUCGACGACAAGGAAGACCGAUUUAUGGCUUCGAUAAUAUUAAUGAGAAAUGAAUGGUUGUUUUGGCUGCCGAUGUGCACUGCGACGAUUUUGCGACGAUUUUGCGACGAUUUGUUAGGAUAAUAUGAGGGAUAUGGGAUAUUUGGCGUAUGAGACUUUUUGUUCUUGACUCCGACUUUUCAUACGAUAUUGAGGAUGUUUCGAGUGGCAGAAACAUCUGUAAACAAAUUACUGGUUUAUUAUAUGGAUUGUAAGGAUAAGAAUAAACGUGGUUACUAGAUUAACAGCAGGUCUUGUAU
Molecule: messenger RNA, 1073 nt
Organism: Sclerotinia trifoliorum
Lineage: Eukaryota; Fungi; Ascomycota; Leotiomycetes; Helotiales; Sclerotiniaceae
Source: the annotation of a GenBank genome assembly